UGUCGUUUGUAUACACAAAAAAAAAAAAGGAAAAAGGAAAAACUAAAACUAGCUAAACAGCAAAAAAAGGAAAACAAUUGAACGCGAGCGAGCAAUGCACAACAAUAUAUGGAACUCCUCCCAAAUGGCGGGCAAUGGUGGCGCGCUCAAGGCGCUGACCAAGAAUCUAGCGAAUCAGCUGAACUUCAAUCGCGCCGAGAUGAAGCGCGUGGUGGCGCGUGUGAUAUCGGAGCGGCAUGGCGAAGGCGAAGUGGGCGACUACAAUGGACAUAUGUUCUAUGUGAAGCCAGAGCGUGUGGAUAUGACCAAGCAGAUAACACAGUCCAAGGAAGCGUUCGAUGAGCUAAUGCAUCAGAAGCAGCAGCGACUGCUGGGCGCACCGAACAGCAAAGCGAGCGGCGGCGGCGGCGGCGGCGUCGAUAAAAAACAAGCAGCGGGUAUACGCGCAUUUACCUACAAUUUGUCAACGCAGAAGAAUGCGCGCAAGAGUUUGAAUGGCGUUAUCAUUGAUCAGCAGCAGCUGGAAAUGCGCGCCAAUCCGCAUGAGAUACUAGUGCAAAUUUCAAAUCCCAAACUAGCGCGUCCGAAGCUGCGCAAGCCCAAGCCGCUGCCAGAGCUGCAGAUUAAGCUGCCGCUAAAGCCACAGAAAGCAACAAAGCAGGCCAAGUCGAAUGUUAAGCUGCAGCAGGCGGCAAGCAGCAAGCCGAGCAAGCUGCUCUGCCAGAAGAAGUCUCGAGUGAAGCAGCAUGCAGCGCCUGCUGCUAAGCCAAAGCAAAAGCGCGCGCGCGUGCAGCUGCCUGCGAAGUCAAGCUACAAGCGCCUGCCUGCGGGUCAGUCCAAGCUGCCGGCAAAGCGUCAGCCCAACAAGUUGCAGCUCAAGCCGCAGCAAAAGCAAAAGCAAAAGCACAAGCGUCAGUUUAAGCUGCAGAGCAGCAAACUGCGCGCUGCUAAAAAGCCCAGCGCGCUGUUGAAGAAGCGCAGCUCCAAGCAACUGCAGCAGCCCAUGCCCACGCCCACGCCCAUGCUGACGCCUGUGCUGGCCGCUGUUAGCUCCGUUACGAGCCGCAACUACGACAAGCCCUGGCUGGUCAAGCCGCGCCGCAAGCGUCAGCGCGCUGGCGGCUUAAACACGCCCAAGCGUCUGCGCGCGGGCGGCUUAAGCACGCCCAAGCUCUGGCGCAAUCCAUAUCAAUUUCCAGGCGGUGCAGGCGCUACGCAGCCGCGUCACAACAAGCAGCAGCAGCAGCAGCUGCAGCCCAAGCGCAAGAAGAGCCUGCGCCGCUUGUUGAACAAACGCUCGCAGGCGCGUUUCGUGCGCGACUUGAAGCGCGAUGAGGCCAUCGAUGAUCCGGAGCGCUUGGAGGCUGGACGCCAGCGCAAGCUCAGCAAGCCCAGCAAGCGUCUCAUUUCUGCCAAGCUGAGUCCACGCAUGGAGCAGCUUGCUCGUCCCGUGCGCCAUCGCAGCGUCAGUCCAUCGCGCCAUAGUCUGCGCGCCGGCGGCGGCGGCGGCAAGCAAAAGCUGCGACGCAGUCGUCGCCCCGUCGUUGUCGUCGGCAGCAGUUUGGGCAGCAUUGCGCCAGUCGCGCGCACCAGUUCGCAGUCGGCGCUAACGCCGGCCAAACGCAAUUUGGCUUUGGCCUUUCUCAACAAGGACACGGCUCGCCAUGGCGUGCGCAAUCGACGCAGCAGUCCUGUCAUGUGGCGUUAGCAAUCCCACUCCCACUCAAUUUACCAGCAACAGCAGCAAGCGGCGCCAGCAGUAGCAGCAGCAGCAGCAGCAUCAGCAAAUUGUUUGUUAAUAUGU
This is a messenger RNA of Drosophila busckii, 1804 nucleotides long. RefSeq lists its product as uncharacterized. NCBI's taxonomy places the organism in Eukaryota, Metazoa, Arthropoda, Insecta, Diptera, Drosophilidae. The transcript has a single exon. The record is from RefSeq and is a predicted model, not a curated record. The coding region runs from base 95 to 1708 and encodes 537 amino acids.